This is a messenger RNA of Folsomia candida, 1866 nucleotides long. Its product is annotated as phenoloxidase-activating factor 2. Gene Ontology annotation, molecular function: serine-type endopeptidase activity. Lineage: Eukaryota; Metazoa; Arthropoda; Collembola; Entomobryomorpha; Isotomidae. The record is from RefSeq and is a predicted model, not a curated record. The coding region runs from base 403 to 1785 and encodes 460 amino acids. Gene Ontology annotation, biological process: proteolysis. The transcript is spliced from 9 exons.
UUUGUAUGUACAUAUAUGUAUCAUACACAUAUGUAUAUGCAAAUAAGCUGAUUAUUUAUUUGUCAACUAAUCUUCGUUGUACUAUCAAAUAAAUAAAGUCAUUGAACUAAUGAUCUAUAAGUGACCUUACGGCAUACAUCAUCUGCGGACUACGGAUAAUUGGAAUAUAAUUUGUUCAUUCAUGCAAUCCUAUACAUAUCUUCAUAAUAUCUUAAUGAUCCGAUGCAGCAACAUUAAGGAAAUAAAUAAAUAGGAAAUUGAGGGAGCUAAUUGUAUAAAUAAUUAGUAAGUAAUGCAAACUAAUUAUAACAUAGAAGGAGAAUAAAUGUAUCAUGGAAAUGUGAGUUGUCCAAUUUUUGAAGCUUAUGAGACAAAUUAUUUGCAAAAUUUGUAUUUUUUGACAUGGAUAUUACAUAUACUUGGGUUUUCGUUACAUUAGCGUUAGCUUUAUCUGUAAUUCAAAUUAGUUUAGGAAUUACUAAUCAAGGAGCCACUGGGGCCACUAAAAAUGUUGACGAUGAAACCGACGCAUCUCUAGUGGAUGACUGGAUUAACCGAAAAAAUACCCCUGAAUCUCUCACUCCUAAAUCUGAUCUUAACGAAACCUCAACAAAGAAGGGCUGCCAAUGCGUAAAAUAUUACAUGUGUAAUUCUGUGAGUGGUGGGCCUGUGAAUAAAACGCAUAGCUUAAAUGAAACACAAGCUGAAGAUCCACAAGAAAUUUUGGGCGUGGUUGACAUUAGAAGACCGAAUUCAACAGGGACAGAGCUUAAAGUAACAAAUGGUGGCUGCAAACAUUACUUUGAGGUUUGUUGUACGAACGUGAAAACAAGCGAUGAGAAACCUCAACCUCCAGAAGAUCCAAAGCCAGAUGUAUUAACCGUUAACAAGACCUGGGUCCACAAAGGCUGUGGUCAACGGCACGAAAAUGGUAUUGGAUUCAAAAUUACUGGAGCUACGGGUGGCGAAUCUCAAUUCGGUGAAUUCCCAUGGAUAGCCGCUGUCGUUGAAGAAGAAAUUGUAGAGGAGGAACGACCUGAUGGGGUCAAAGUGAAUAUGACCAGAAAUGCUUUGCUGUGUGGAGGUUCAUUGUUACACCCCCAAGUCGUAUUAACGGCAGCUCACUGUGUGUAUGAGAUUGCAAAUUCGCCAAGAUAUCAACAACUCAAAGUUCGAUUAGGUGAGUGGGACACUCAGACCACAGAUGAGCCUUAUCCUUAUCAAGAUCGUAAAGUAAAAGAAGUAAUAAUUCACAAUCAACUCCUUCGGAAGUCUCUGUAUAAUGACAUUGCACUGCUUGUACUUGAAAAAGAGGUGAAACUUACGGCAAACGUUGAUACCUUGUGUCUACCCCCAAAGUCGUUAACUCCAAAGGAUUUUGAUGGUCAGGUUUGUCUAUCGUCCGGAUGGGGGAAGAAUAGUUUUGGAGUUGAAGGUCGAUACCAGGAAAUAAUGAAAAAGACCGAAAUUCCUAUCGUUCCAAGAGAGGAUUGUCAAAGUGCUCUCAGAAAAACAAGGCUCAGAGACAAAUUUUUAUUACACGAGUCGUUUAUUUGCGCUGGAGGCAUUCCUGGGAAGGACACUUGUGUGGGAGACGGAGGCUCGCCCCUUUUCUGUAAGGACCUCAACUCACAAAACUAUGUCCAAGUUGGUAUUGUGAGUUGGGGCAUAGGUUGUAAUUCUGAAACGCCUGCCGUUUAUGUCAAUGUUCUCAAUUUUAUACCAUGGAUUUUAGAAAAGAUGAAGAAACGACAUUUGGAUACUAAAUUUUGUUCAUUAGAGUAAAUACCGGAGCAUAUUUAUGUUUGUUUCUCCAUAUUAUUUCAGAAACAAUAAACCUCAAAAGCAACAGGUUAACCUCGCUCA